This is a messenger RNA of Microtus ochrogaster (prairie vole), 1485 nucleotides long. It is a transcript of the gene Dram2, whose product is annotated as DNA damage regulated autophagy modulator 2. NCBI's taxonomy places the organism in Eukaryota, Metazoa, Chordata, Mammalia, Rodentia, Cricetidae. Gene Ontology annotation, cellular component: lysosome. The record is from RefSeq and is a predicted model, not a curated record. Gene Ontology annotation, biological process: regulation of autophagy; photoreceptor cell maintenance.
AGCUGCUCGGGAGCGCGCCCCGGGGCUCCGCCCUGACUCCCGUAGCGGCCUGGGUCUGCAUCCUGAGGCUGGAGCUGGCGGGUCCCGGACAGAAAGGAAGACCUAGAGCUGUCGCCACAUAAAGAAGUUCAUCUUAUUACCAAUGACUCUUUAAUGUGAAAAAUAAUUUAACAGCAUUUCUGAUUCAUGGAUCUUCAAAGAAAGCAGAGAAGAUGGAUUUCAAGAUUUGCGAAAGAAAGAAGCUUGUGCCGUUCUGAAGACAGAAAAUUUGGGAACUCAUAAAAUAGGCAGAGGAAUAAAGAUACCAUCUGAGAAGUGGAAACUGUGUGACACCUACCAUCAUUGAUUCCAGGUUCCAGCCCACAGUCUACAUGGUCUGAAAAACUAGAAGCCAAGGCAUUAACCCAAAGUUGGCCCAGACAACUUCUUUGAAAUGUGGUGGUUUCAGCAAGGCCUCAGUUUCCUGCCGUCAGCGCUUGUAAUUUGGACAUUUGCUACCUUUAUCUUCUCAUACAUCACGGCGAUAACACUCCACCAUGUUGAUCCUGCAUUGCCUUACAUCAGUGAUACUGGUACAGUACCUCCAGAAAGAUGCCUCUUUGGAGUAAUGCUAAAUAUUGCUGCAGUUUUAGGUCUUGCUACCAUGUAUGUUCGUUACAAACAAGUUCAUGCACUUAAUCCUGAAGAGAACCUUAUCAUCAAAUUCAACAAAGCUGGCCUUGUACUUGGGAUACUGAGUUGUUUAGGACUCUGUCUUGUGGCAAAUUUCCAGAAAUCAACACUAUUUGUUGCACAUGUAUGUGGAGCUGUGCUUGCCUUUAGUAUGGGUUCAUUGUACAUGUUUGUUCAAACCAUCCUUUCCUACCAAAUGCAACCUAAAAUCCACAGCAAACAAGUCUUCUGGAUCAGACUUCUGUUGUUUAUCUGGUGUGGAGUAAGUGCACUAAGCAUGCUGACUUGCUCAUCAAUUUUGUACAGUAGUGAUUUUGGUGCUGAUAUAGUACAGAAACUACACUGGAACCCUGAGGACAAAGGUUAUGUGCUUCACAUGGUCACCACUGCAGCAGAAUGGUCUAUGUCAUUUUCCUUCUUUGGAUUUUUCCUGACUUACAUUCGUGAUUUCCAGAAAAUUACUUUACGGGUGGAAGCCAAUUUACAUGGAUUAACCCUCUAUGACACUGCUCCUUGUCCUGUUACCAAUGAAAGAACACCACUGCUUUCCAGAGACUUUUAAUGAAGGGAUAAAAUACUUCUGUGAUAAUUAUGAUUCUCAGGGAUUUGAGAAAGACGCAGAAAAAGUUGAUUAUUAUACUCUGAAAAUUUGAAUCAGUUAAUCAAGGCUGACAGUGACUUUAAUGAACGGUAAUGAUCAAGAGAUGUGUAAUGAGCCACCUGAUCAGUUUUCUUAAAGGAUGUCAUUUAGAUUAUCUAAAAAUAUUUAUGCCUAGACUUUUUAAUCUCAGAAAAUAAAACCAAAGGAUAAUA